This is a messenger RNA of Trypanosoma grayi, 330 nucleotides long. RefSeq lists its product as hypothetical. The coding region runs from base 1 to 330 and encodes 109 amino acids. The record is from RefSeq and is a predicted model, not a curated record. NCBI's taxonomy places the organism in Eukaryota, Euglenozoa, Kinetoplastea, Trypanosomatida, Trypanosomatidae. The transcript has a single exon.
AUGCACGCACGCACCUUGAGAAGCUGUAGUAGUGGUAUUCGCAAGGUCAGAGGACCAUGUUCGGUCUCACCCGCCCUGCGCUCAUUGCCCAUUGGUUCUGUGGACACAAGUUCCGCCACCGCUUUAUGCGUGACAAGCGUUUCCACCCUUCACUGCAGGCUUCCCACGACGCGAGAAACCGCUUCAGCAAGCGCAGACACUUCAAGACGAAUAGGUGGAACUACCAGCAGGCGUACCGCGACAUGCCGUGAGUGCCAGGGGAUGAGUGAAGGGGGGCAAAAACGACUGAAAAAAUCUUUCACGGGAGCGAAAGAGAAAUAUGUUUUGUGA